AAGAAUUGAAGUUUUGUAAAAUCGUAGACGCACUCGUGGUAAAAAAAAUGUGUAUGAUAUUCAUAUGAUAGCACGCGUGAGAAAAUAAAAAAGGAAACAACAAUUUUAAUAUCAUUUUAUUCACACGAAAAUGUCGAUGGCAUCAAAUAUCGUAAAAAUGCACAAAGUUGGGAAAUUAAAUUCCUCGAUUGAUAUCAUCCCAUUACAAGAACUCGGUGAAGAUCAUAAAUCAAAAACUAUGAAUAACAAACACAAAGUUGAUUCUUCCCAUAGAUAUUUACGUGAUCAAUUAUUAAUUUCACGUGUACAAACGUAUAUGCAUGAAAAUGAAAACAAAGUCUAUAUAGAUGUUAAUGAAAUGGCAGAUGCUUUACAAAGAAAAUAUCGUGAUUAUCGUAUUAAAAAAAGAGGUCCAUUUAGAGCACUAGUACGCAAAGCUUACGACGAACUUACAGAAAGGUUUGCAAAGAAAUAUUGUGCUCGUGACUGGCCUGCCUACGAUGACGAAGACGAAGAAGAAGAAGUCGAUGUUGAGUCAGAUCCUCAAAAUACCAUGUUGGAUGGUAUGUUAUUAAAAAUGUAUAAAAAGUCACAAAAUAAACAAAAUGGAAAUUCCAGUGAUAAAGAACUUAUAGAUAUUAGCAGCGAUGACGACGUAAGCAAAGUAGAAUCAAAUUCUAACAAAACAAACGAGUCCGAGAUCACGGAAAAGAAUCUACAACAAAAACCUGGUCCAUCCUCCUGUGCAAAGCAAGCUGAACCUACUCAAGAAGAACAUAUAAAAAUACCAGUAAGAGAAACACAACAAGGUAAAGAUAUAAUAAGAAGAUCAAGAACAACAGCAAUAACUACAACAGGAAUUACAGAACUUGUUAACAGAAAGCGACAACGGGAUAGAGAUAGCGAUAAUACUCAAUUCACGUUCUCAAAGAAAGCUAAAGGAGUACCUAUUUCUGAGCCGAAAGUUACAUUUACAGACAUAGGAGGAAACGACAAAGUUUUAAAAACUGUAUGUAAAUUACUUGCACAUAUGAAACAUCCAGAAAUUUUCAAACAACUUGGCAUAUCACCACCACGAGGAUUUUUACUUCAUGGUCCACCCGGAUGUGGAAAAACUUUAUUAGCGUACGCUAUCGCAGGAGAAUUAGGAAUACCCUUAUUAAAGGUAGCAGCACCUGAACUAGUGGCUGGUGUAUCAGGGGAAAGUGAGGCAAGAAUUCGAGAGCUCUUCGAACAGGCACUUGCACUUGCACCCUGUGUAAUUUUUCUAGAUGAAAUCGAUGCUGUAGCACCACACAGAGCUACGGCUCAAAGAGAAAUGGAGAGAAGAAUCGUAGCGCAGUUACUGUCGUGUUUGGAUGAACUGAGUCUGAAAGAGAACGGUAUUAGGGUAUUAGUACUCGGAGCAACGAAUCGACCUGAUUCGUUAGAUCCAGCGUUGAGAAGAGCUGGUCGGUUCGAUCAUGAAGUUUGCCUUGGGAUACCCGAUAGGGACGCUAGAGCAAAAAUUUUAGCCGUACAUACGGAAAAAGUGGCACUUGCCCCUAAUGUUAGUUUAUCUACGAUUGCUUCGCUUACACCUGGUUUUGUUGGUGCUGAUUUAGUUGCGUUAAUUAGGGAAGCAGCCAUGGCAGCUGUAGAUAGAAUACUCGAAGAUUUAAAUAGGUCCGUGCCAGAUAAUAAAUCGCCGGAAACAUCGGAAGUUACUAACGACACCGAUAAAGAAUCACAAAAUUUUGAAAAUUCUGGCAAUCUAGUUGAAGAACCAACAAUCGAACCAUCUACCUCAGAUCAAAAUGAUGUUCCUAAAUUAGACAAGACGAGUAAUCCAGAUAAUCUGCAAACACCGUUGGAGAUGGACGUAACGCAAGAAAAUUCAAAAUCUCCCGAUUUAACAGGGUUACUCACUUGGUUACGCAACGAUCCACCGAUUCCGUCAGAACGACUUUCAAGCUUGUGUAUCGAACAUAGCGAUUUUGAAGCCGCGCUUCGUAUAAUACAGCCAUCUGCGAAAAGAGAAGGUUUCGCGACUGUACCUGACGUUACGUGGGACGAUGUCGGUUCUUUAAGAGAUAUCAGAGAGGAAUUGCAAAUGACUAUACUCGCUCCAGUUCGACAUUCUGAACAUUUUACAGCCUUAGGAUUAACGACACCUACUGGAGUAUUAUUAUGUGGUCCGCCCGGUUGCGGAAAAACAUUGUUAGCUAAAGCUAUCGCGAACGAAGCGGGUAUUAAUUUUAUUUCCGUUAAAGGGCCAGAACUGUUAAAUAUGUACGUCGGCGAAAGUGAAAAAGCAGUUCGACAGUGUUUUAUCAGAGCAAGAAAUUCUGCACCGUGCGUUAUAUUUUUUGACGAAUUAGACGCGUUAUGCCCUAGAAGAUCGGAAGGUGAUAACUCCGCGACCUCGCGCGUCGUGAACCAAAUGCUUACCGAAAUGGAUGGAGUCGAAGGACGACAAGGAGUAUUUUUGAUGGCUGCAAGUAAUCGACCCGAUAUCAUUGAUCCAGCCGUGUUAAGACCAGGAAGAUUGGAUAAAAUUUUAUACGUUGAUUUGCCUACAUCCGCGGAUCGUGUCGAUAUUUUAAGAGCAUUAACAAAGAAUGCAACUAAACCAAAAUUAGCGGUGGAUGUAAAUCUUGAAGAAAUAGGAUAUAACAGUAAGUGCGAUGGUUAUACUGGCGCAGAUUUGGCAGCUUUGAUUAGAGAAGCUGGAAUCGAGGCAUUAAGAGAUUUAAUGGAUAUGCAUUAUUCGGGACAACCAGAAAUCUCUAUGCGACAUAUCUUGAGCGCAUUCGAUAAAAUCAGACCGUCCGUGCAAGAAAAGGAUAUUAAACAUUACGAGAAACUGAAGAAACUAUAUUCGAUAAAAAAAAAAUUAGACGAUACCCCAAUGGAAACUCCAGUAGAUACGCCUAUAGUGGACGUCGUUAUGGAACCCAUGGAAACGUGAAAUAAAAAUAUUUAAUAAGUAUGUAAAAAUCUUCCAAUUCAAAAGUACACUUUGGAUCUGACUAGACCGGACAGAAAAA
Molecule: messenger RNA, 3029 nt
Organism: Megachile rotundata (alfalfa leafcutting bee)
Lineage: Eukaryota; Metazoa; Arthropoda; Insecta; Hymenoptera; Megachilidae
Gene: smid
Product: nuclear valosin-containing protein-like smid
Biological process (GO): ribosome biogenesis
Cellular component (GO): nucleus
Molecular function (GO): preribosome binding; ATP hydrolysis activity; ATP binding
Source: RefSeq, a predicted model, not a curated record